Molecule: messenger RNA, 420 nt
Organism: Podarcis lilfordi (Lilford's wall lizard)
Lineage: Eukaryota; Metazoa; Chordata; Lepidosauria; Squamata; Lacertidae
Source: the annotation of a GenBank genome assembly
AUGUUUCUCUUCCCUACCCCCCUCCUCAAUUUCUCAAGUUUCUUCCCAAUGCCAUGGGGGUGGAAAAAAGACCCCACCCCGCUCUUAAUGUGGUUCCAGCAUGAAUCUUGCAUAGCCUCCGUUGGUGGCCUUUCUUUUGUAACUGAGGGCUUCACCACAAUUCCUCUAGUCUUGCUGCUGCCCUCUGGGGUGGGAAACUGCUCUUUAGUGCUCAUUCAGAGCAAACAGCCGUUCAGGUUUCCAGUGGGUUGCUGUUUGUUCCUAUUUCGAGCUAAAGAGCAGGGUUUGUUUGUUUUUCUGGGAAAGGAGAAGGACAAGGAGGCAAGCACUUGGAACUGUCCGAGCGCAGGUCAAGAGGAACUUUGGGUGAGCCCUGGAAUCAACGCCGGUCCCGAGAAAUCCAGCCUGAAGUGCCGCUAA